Molecule: messenger RNA, 279 nt
Organism: Penicillium odoratum
Lineage: Eukaryota; Fungi; Ascomycota; Eurotiomycetes; Eurotiales; Aspergillaceae
Exons: 1
Coding region: 1-279 (92 amino acids)
Source: RefSeq, a predicted model, not a curated record
AUGCUUCCGGAACCGCUCGCUGCCCUGGACUGUGCAGCGUAUCUCUUCUCCCCGGAUCCUGAUGUGCAGGGCCACGAGUGGGGUAGUGAGCGGUUCAGAAAACAAAUGCAGAGACAGUCCAAAGCCACGCUGGGCUACCAGAAGAUUAAUAUCCAGCAGUGGCGCCACAUCGCCGAGGCGGCCUCGUACCGUUACAUGCGCGAGUACGCCUUUGCCCCAGGCCCGGAGGACGAUGGGGGGGACCAUGAUGAGCCCAGCUACGCCCCUGAUCCCUUUUAG